AUGGAGGAGGACAUGGAUGCCGUUACAGCACUAUUCAUGACUGGCAAGGGCGGAGGAGGACAUCUUGCAGCCGCCCAAGCGCUGCAAAGCUGCGUUUUAGACAACGAAGACUCGAUCAUCGAGUGCGUGGAGCUGGUGGAUGCCGGCGGUUUGGCGGAGCUGGCAGUGUCGGAGGCGCUGCCUAGCGGCGAUGAUAUCUACAACUACUUUAUGCAGAUCGGUUACUACACAGCUGCAGGCAUGCUGGGCCAAGUCGCAUCCUGGGGUGUGAAGUGGAACCAGGCAGCCAUCGAGGAAGUCUUUGAGGAGUACUGGUGCGUGAAGCGGCCAGCCAUCGUCGUCUCCUUCGUUCCUUUUCUGAACGCUGCGAUGAGAGCCUCGCUGCAGCGGGUGAUGCCGUCCUGCCGCUUCCUGACCGUUGUCACGGACUUCGCGCAUUGUCGCGAGCACCCCUGGCUGGAGCCCUAUGAGAAGAGCUGCGGCCAGUUUCUGGUUCUGGGCACGGAGCUCCUGAGAAAGCAGGCGCUGCAGCUGGGAUGGCCAGAGCACCAGCUGCUCCGAAGCUCCGGCAUGGUCAUCCAUCCCAGCUUCUAUGAGCGACUCGAGAAGCCCCUGAAAACCGCCAAGCCAAAGCUGCUGGUGGCCUUUGGUGGCUACGCGCCCUCGCGCGUGGCACAGAUCGCCUGGAAGUGCGCAGAGACGCACCCGGAAGUGGAUCUCAUCAUCAUUUGUGGCAAGAAUCAGGAGCUCUACGUGCAGCUCCAGGAUUUCUUGGAAGUCGCGGACGGCCGACACGUCGUGGAGGGCUUCAUCUCCUCGGAGAAGGUAAGGGACUACAUGCGCCAGGCCAUUUGUGUCCUAGGCAAGGCGGGCCCUGGCGUGUGCGCGGAGGCCUGCGCCUGUCAAGUGCCGCUAGCGGUGUUGCAGUGGCUCCAAGAGAGCUGCUGUGGCCUGGUGGUCGACUCUCUGGAGCAACUCCCGGCGGACUUGGCUGAGCAGGCAGCUGCCUGUCGUCAAGCCCUGACAAAGCUGCCGCCCAAUGACGCAGUCUUUGAGGUGGCCGACUUCUUGCAGCAGCUCAUGUCAGAGCCAGGCCCGGAGCCUGUCCAUGUUAAUGCUGACGCCAGGGAUUGA
Molecule: messenger RNA, 1134 nt
Organism: Effrenium voratum
Lineage: Eukaryota; Dinophyceae; Suessiales; Symbiodiniaceae
Source: the annotation of a GenBank genome assembly